GUACCUUGAGCCCGCGCCAAAACAGCUUUUUGCAGAAUCUCGCCUAACCGCUCAAAGCUGAUCUUCCCUCCCAUCUCAUCACCACAGCGAACUGCAUCUGCGUAUGCCCUCUUCAUGAGCGCAGCAUCGACUUUGACCAGCCAACACCCUCCAUCCGUGAAGAAAACCUUGCAAUCAUUUCCUCCGUCUCUGGCAAUUUUCUCAACAAUACCACUCGCCCUCACCAGCCUCCCAAUCCAUAUCCCAUCCUUGCCCUCCUUCCUCGCAACCGCCCCUAAAUCCACAGCACCACACCUCUCCAUUUCCCCUCUAACCUUCUCAACAGCCCUCUCUCGCCGCAACCUCUCCUCUUCAAUCUCCCUCCGCUCUUCUUCCUUCCUCUUCUCCCGCUCUGCCUUUAGCUUCUCCGCAAUCCUCCGCUCUUCCUCAGCACGCCUCAGUUUUGCCUCCGCGAGCGCUUUCUCGCGCUCUUCACGACCCGCUUCCUCUUCUAACCGGCGCUGCUCAGCUUGCGAGCGGUGGAACUCGUGAUACGCCCUCCGCUGGUCGCGGCGCGCUAACGAUUUCGCCUUCUUCGUUCCCACGGUGCGGUUUGCGGCCGUCGGUCGGGGUCGCUCAUUUGCGUUUGCGGGACCGGCUUCUGCUUCUCCUUCUGCUUCUCCUGCUACGGCGGGAGCGAAUUCGUUGUCGUCGUUUCGCCAUUCCUGCGGUAUCGGGUCGGCUUGGGGUUGUGGUAGUAUAUCCACGUCUUCUCCUUCGUGUUCGUCAUUGUCAUGGAUUUCUUGCGCGAUGGCAUCUGCAUCGAUGUUUGCGUUCUCGCCUUGCGGGGGGUCGUCAUUGUUAACUGGUAUUGUUGGAGACGCGUGGUGUGUGUUCGCAUUGUAGUGUUCUGCGAUUUGCGGCGCGAAGUAGAGUGUGCCGCACAGAAUGACUGUGUGGAGCAGAUCCUGGAUGAGCGGGGUUUGAGGGUUCGUGAAGGGUAGGAGGAGGUUCAGAGCUCCUCGGAUUGAAGAGAACAGCACGCCCAUGAUGCGUGCUUCUCUAUAGCCAAUUCCAAACAGCGGUGUUUAUGUAGUGCGGAUGCUGUGAUGUUGAGGUUCUUUCUGGUGUAUAGCUUUGGAGGGCGAUUCGUUGAUUAGUCGAUGACUUCGAGGUAAGAGACGAUAUAGGUAAUAUUUGGUUGCAGGGCCCACCCUUGCUCGCGCCUAGUUUUCCAUCGCUUAGUUUGCCCAAUCCGGUGACGGUCGUCAGUCGUCCUCUUACCAUCACAUGUACUUUGCCUAUAAAGUCACCUCCCAGAUCGGCAUCUUGGAUUCUAUUUCCUCAAACACCCUUUCUCCUCUCUACAACAUACUCACCGUAAAUUAUCCUCAACCAAACUCAAUUCUAGAACAAGAAAUCGAUCCUUCCUUCAAGUCUACGAAAAUGUCGUCCUCCAUCCACCGACAAGUCCAAGAUCACGGGUACCACUGCCGCGGCUGAAGAUGCAGGAUACGACAGCUUCCCUGCUUUUCUACACGCGUAUGGCCUUCGCCUCCACAACGACGAUGACGUGCAGGAAGGUAGGGCCAUCUUGCGGGCCAUGGGAUAUGGAGUG
This is a messenger RNA of Periconia digitata, 1597 nucleotides long. The record is from the annotation of a GenBank genome assembly. Lineage: Eukaryota; Fungi; Ascomycota; Dothideomycetes; Pleosporales; Periconiaceae.